AUGACAAUUGCUUACAAAGAUUCUCAAUAUCCUUAUGAAUUACAAACCAAUUAUAUGUGUUUUUUAAAUUUACGUAAUAUACGCACAUACGAAUCAUAUGUAAGAUGCAAAUAUCCUUAUGUAUAUAUUAGACCUCACGAAAUGAUUGAAAUUUCAGCAGGACAAUAG
Entrophospora sp. SA101 is the source of this 168-nucleotide messenger RNA. The record is from the annotation of a GenBank genome assembly. Lineage: Eukaryota; Fungi; Glomeromycota; Glomeromycetes; Entrophosporales; Entrophosporaceae.